Opisthorchis viverrini is the source of this 480-nucleotide messenger RNA. RefSeq lists its product as hypothetical. NCBI's taxonomy places the organism in Eukaryota, Metazoa, Platyhelminthes, Trematoda, Opisthorchiida, Opisthorchiidae. The annotation marks the transcript as partial. The record is from RefSeq and is a predicted model, not a curated record. The transcript has 3 exons.
AUGAAAGAAGGUUGUUGGCAGUGUCAACGUUUUACGGGCAGCGAGUCAAUAGUCCUAGCUGCUUGUGCGGUAGAAUUGAUGACCAUUUUAAUCAGUGCACGAAUUUUUCCGGUCCACGUGCCAAAGGUGAAUUUAUCCUGGUGGCGCCGUUUGAUGAAGAAUUCUGCCAGAAGGUACGUGCUCGAGGGUUCUUACGAAUGCGAAUUAAUCACCAGAAGAUUCGAAGAAAUCACCACCUCCAGACUAUUCAAUAAGUUUUACGAUGAGCACCUAAAGGUCAAAAGCUGCAACCUCUUGGAAAAAAGUGACGAGCCAAUCGAUGGACACAUUCUUGGCAAAUAUAACAUUACAUUAUGGGAGAAAAGGAAGCCACUCGCAUGGUUUGAAUACCAUGAUAUAUACAUCUUCUUUCUUCGAGAACUAAACGCUCCGGGAGGAGCCUGUGAUCACAAUGGAUAUUGGGCUCGGCCCCUGUUCAAC